Messenger RNA from Coniophora puteana RWD-64-598 SS2, 1734 nucleotides. Its product is annotated as longevity assurance proteins LAG1 LAC1. Gene Ontology annotation, molecular function: sphingosine N-acyltransferase activity. The record is from RefSeq and is a predicted model, not a curated record. NCBI's taxonomy places the organism in Eukaryota, Fungi, Basidiomycota, Agaricomycetes, Boletales, Coniophoraceae. Gene Ontology annotation, biological process: ceramide biosynthetic process. The coding region runs from base 20 to 1297 and encodes 425 amino acids. The transcript has 11 exons. Gene Ontology annotation, cellular component: membrane.
CCCACCCCCAGACUGCCCCAUGUCCAAGGAGCAGACAGUCAACACAGGUCUCCACCAGCGAAGAGACAAUGCUGGCCUAUUGUCUCGCAUAGAGACCGACCCUGCUCAUCAUUUGACCGGUCCGUUUAUGACCCAAACCCCCCUCGGCGGCAACACUCCCUCGUCAGAUGGCUCGCCAGUUUCUACUAACGGGGAUGGGUUUCCGAGCAUCAAAACCAAGCCAGGCUUCUGGGACGAUAUCAAGACCUUUCGGUGGAUUGUCAAUCCCGCAUCGUCUUUCAAGAUCCUUUUUUUCUUUGUAAUUCUCUGGGCUAACUGGGAGGUGCUCGCACCCUACGUGGCACCCAGCCUGUCAAAUCCUUUUGAACCCUUGCUCUUCAUCUCACACCAAGUUCCCUCAUCUCUCUCAGAUGACCCUAGGUAUCAAAAAGGGUAUCUCGACCUUGUCUUUGUCGCAUUUCAUAUCGUAUUCUUCUGUUUCCUCCGGCAAGUCAUCACCAUCACCAUAGGCCACCCUGCUGCAAAAUAUUUUGGCAUCCGAAAACACGCAAAAGUGGACAGAUUUGGAGAGCAAAGUUACGCUGUGGUGUAUUUUGCUGUUAUGGGUGCCUGGGGAUACCGCGUCAUGGCCCAACUGCCAACAUAUUGGUUUCAAAGCAAGUGUUACUGGAUUGAUUACCCUCAUUGGGACAUGAAGCCGGAAUUGAAGCGCUACUACCUCACACAUGGUGCCUACUGGUGUCAGCAACUCAUAGUCUUGUUGCUUGGCUUAGAGAAGCCUCGCAAGGAUUAUGCUGAACUUGUUGUCCACCACUUUGUGACUAUUUGGCUCAUUGGGUGGAGCUACCUCGUUAAUAUGACGAGACUCGGCAAUGCUGUUUACUUGAGCAUGGAUAUCCCCGACACAUUCCUUUCUGCAUCCAUGCUGCUUAACUACAUGCGAUGGGAGAAGUCCAAAACUGUAGCUUACAUUAUUCUCCUCAUCACUUGGACCUAUUUCAGACAAUGGUUGAACCUGAAGAUCCUAUGGUCGGUUUGGUUUGAAUAUGACCUCGUUUCGGAAGCCCAUCGGAGAUGGGCACCUGAGACAGGCGCUUGGCUCACUUGGUGGCUGAAGUAUCAAAUGUUUGGCCCUUUACUUAUGCUCCAGUUUCUCAAUAUAUUCUGGUAUUUCCUGAUCUUACGGAUUGGGUACAGGGCGGUAACCCAAGCAAGACUAGAGGACGAGAGGUCAGACGAUGAAGACGACGGUGUCAAAGAAGACGACGAACCAUCGACUAACAAAAAAUCUAACUAACUUACGCUAGAGGCCUAUACCCAUGGUCUGGCCUGACUACUUGUGCUAAGGUAACGCCAUAUGGCGAUUAGCGCAAUACAGGGGACACAAUCUUGCUUCGAACGUUCAUGACAAAUUGACAAUUAACAAUACCGUGUUUGCUCUCUGAUAAAGUACGCAUACAACUACUUGAUUGUGAUUAUCCGCACCCUCCAAAAAGGCUCACUCCGGAUCUGAGAUCGAGGAUAACUUCGCUUUCCUUGACGACUCCGAUGAACUAGACGCCGACGACAUGGUCAUGGUCAGAGAUGUUUACUACUGGCUAGGUACACGUUGGAUAAAUACAGCAUUCUCUACACGUGGAGGUCCUGUACUUGUCCUGUUGUUUCAUUGUGUUCACAUUAGUGACUGCUGUUAUUGUUUCGAACCUGGUUCCCCUUGCCUUGUUUAUUUUCGCC